ACACAGGGUAAAAGAAUUGUAUUGCCUCCAACAUUUACUGGAGGAGCGCGUUACAUGAUACAAAAUUAUCAAGAUGCAAUGGCCAUCUGCAGAUGGGCAGGUUAUCCAGAUUUAUUUAUCACCUUUACAUGCAACCCUAGAUGGCCGGAGAUUGAUCGUUUUCUCCAUCAAAGAAAUUUGAAAGCGGAGGAUCGGCCAGAUAUAAUAAGUAGAGUGUUCAAGAUGAAACUUGACGGUUUAAUUAAAGAUCUUCGAAAAAAUAAAGUGUUUGGGAGUGUUAGAGGAGUUGUCUACACUAUUGAAUUUCAAAAACGUGGCUUGCCUCAUGCCCACAUUUUGCUUUGGCUGUCCAUUGAAGAUAAAUUACCCUCGCCUGUUGACAUAGAUAGGGUUAUCUCUGCCGAAAUCCCAGAUAUGAACCUUGACCCUAUAUAUUAUGCUGCAGUGGGAAACUUUAUGAUGCACGGCCCAUGCGGUCGUAGUGUCAAAUCUGCUCCUUGCAUGGUUGAUGGCAAGUGCACUAAACAUUUUCCAAAGGAAUGGUGUGCAGAGACAACUGUUGACGAUGAUGGGUUCCCGAUCUAUAUGCGCCGUCAUAACGACCGUAGAAUAUCAAAGAAUAAAGUUGAUUUAGACAACAGAUUUGUUGUGCCGCACAACCGUUAUUUGUUGCUCAAAUAUGGCGCUCAUAUGAACGUUGAAUGGUGUAAUCAAUCAAAGUCCAUAAAAUAUUUGUUUAAGUACAUUAAUAAAGGGCGCGACAGGGUAACCGCAGGUUUUUUCCAAUCAGUUGACGGUGAGACAAAACAAAACCCAGUCGAUGAAAUACAGAUGUACUAUGACUGUAGAUACAUUUCUGCUUGCGAAGCUGCCUGGCGAAUAUUUGGAUUUGAGAUUCAGUAUAAGAAUCCGCCUGUAGAACGUUUGAGCUUUCAUUUACCUGAAGAACAGAGUGUGGUUUUCCAUGAUGGUGAACCUCUGGAUUUAGUGGUAAAGACCUAUUCCGUAAAACAUAGUAUGUUCACAGCGUGGAUGGAAGCUAACAAAAAGUAUCCAGAUGCAAAAUUGUUGACCUACGCUGAGUUUCCUCAAAAAUUUGUUUGGAAACAAAAAACAAGAGAAUGGGCUCCGAGAAAACAAGCUUUUGCAAUUGGAAGAAUCUACUAUGUUCAUCCUGGAACUGGUGAAUCCUAUUACAUAAGGUGCCUUUUAAAUCACAUUAGGGGUGCAACAUGUCAUGCUGAUUUGAGAACGUUAAACGGUAUAACAUAUGCUUCUUUCCGUGAUGCAUGCUAUGCUUUGGGAUUGCUUGAAGAUGAUAAAGAAUUCAUCGAUGCUUUUAAAGAAGCGAGUCAAUUCUCAUCUGCCUAUGGUCUAAGGAUUCUCUUUGUGAUAUUAUUGUGGACAGACUCCAUGGCUCGACCAGAAUAUGUUUGGGAAAAUUGUUGGUUGUUCAUGGCUGAUGAUAUACAGUACAAUCGAAGAAGAAUAUUACAGCAUCCAGAAUUAGUUCUGACAGAUGAUCAAUUACAGUCCUUUACUUUACAAGAAAUAGAAAGAUUGUUACAAAGUCGUGGAAAGAGUUUGCAUGAUUACCCACCCAUGCCUACUGUUGUACUUGAUUCACUACUGUCCUCCAACGAUAGACUCAUAUACGAAGAAAUGCGUUAUGACCGAAUAGCAUUAGCUGAAGAACAUUCUACCUUGCUCGAGUGCCUUACAGAUGAGCAGGAACGAGUAUAUGAGUCAGUCAUGCAGUCCAUUAAUAAAGCCGUCGGGCGUAUUUUUUUUAUUUAUGGAUACGGAGGUUCAGGAAAGACAUUUUUAUGGAAGACACUUUCUGCUGCCAUUCGGUCUAAAGGUGAAAUUGUUCUUAAUGUUGCAUCCAGCGGUAUUGCAUCUCUUCUUUUACCAGGUGGCCGUACGGCGCACUCAAGGUUUGGAAUUCCGAUAAGUUUGAAUGAAGACUCAACAUGUAAUAUUAAGCAGGGAAGUCCACUUGCAAAACUUAUUGUACGUUGUAAGCUUAUAAUUUGGGACGAGGCUCCAAUGUUGCAUAAGUUCUGCUUUGAAGCGUUAGACCGCAGUAUGCGUGACAUAAUGCAGUUUCAUACACCUAACAGUGGAAGUCUUCCUUAUGGCGGAAAAACAAUAGUGUUUGGUGGUGAUUUUCGUCAAGUGUUGCCAGUGAUACCUCAUGGAAGCAGACAAGAUGUUGUCAAUGCUACAAUAAAUUCAUCAUACCUUUGGUCUAAAUGCACGGUAAUGCGAUUAACAAAAAAUAUGCGUUUGCAGCACAUGACUAAUCUAGAGGAAUCGUACGCCUUGAAAGUUUUUUCCAAUUGGAUCGCCGGUAUUGGUGAUGGGAUUGCUGGUGAAAGUAAUGAUUGUCAUGCUGAUAUCUCUAUUCCUGAAGAUCUGUUAAUCCGUACAGAUAAAGAUCCGAUAGCUGCAAUUGUUCAAAGCAUCUUUCCAGAGUAUGUUGAAUCAACACAAAAUAUAAGUUCUUUGUGUGACCGUGCAAUUUUGGCACCCACACUCGCUGUUGUUGAAGCCAUAAAUGAGUAUAUGACAUCACUCAAUGUCAGCGAAAUUUCAAGAACCUAUCUUAGUUCAGACAGCGUUUCAAAAGUCGAUUGCACGACCGAUUUGAUGACCGAAUUACAUACACCAGAAUUCCUGAACAGCAUCAAAUUGUCUGGCGUGCCAAACCACGAGUUAACGUUAAAAGUGGGAACUCCUGUAAUGCUUUUACGGAAUAUAGAUCAUUCAAUGGGAUUAUGCAACGGGACACGCCUUAUUCUAACGAGGCUAGGAGAUCAUAUUUUGGAAGGAACAAUUUUAGCUGGCGUAAGUGCUGGAAAAAAAGUACUAAUUCCCAGAUUGUCUUUGACCCCUUCUGAUUCAAGCUUGCCAUUCAAAUUUCAGCGGCGCCAAUUUCCUAU
This is a messenger RNA of Cuscuta epithymum, 2945 nucleotides long. NCBI's taxonomy places the organism in Eukaryota, Viridiplantae, Streptophyta, Magnoliopsida, Solanales, Convolvulaceae. The record is from the annotation of a GenBank genome assembly.